AUGGAGGCAGACCGGGUGGUGUCACAUUGGCGGCACCUCCUGGAAUUAGCGCGGGGACGGAAUGUCAUCCCCCCUUUCGAGAAAGAUGAGAAGGCAUGCCCUCGACCUUCCUUGACGCGUGCCGCUACCUUACAUUUGUUGAGGCAACGCUCCAUUCUGCAAGAAGAAUGGAUUUCAUCAGUCCACCCGUUAGCAAGGAAUCCCUUGCCAUCACUGUUGUCCAGUGGGAGUUCCACUGGACCUCAGCCUGUGGCGCCAGUGAAGACAUUGGAGUCAGGCUUCAGCACAUCUACGCGUGGCAGCUUCAAGGGGUCUGACAUAUCGGCAGAACCCUCCUUCUGGGCCCAUGUCCCGUUCCUUCAUCGCUGCUAUUCAUCCUUGACUCGAAGGUGCUCUAGAAGGAGGCCAGAUCCACCUGCCCAUGGCCAAUGGAGUGAAGAUGCUUGGGCUUUUGAUCCGGACCCUCGAGGGACAUGGUUGCGGGCUUUUGCUGGGCUAUCCCUGGCCCCGACUCCAAGGGAUUGGGCACAACGGAGUCUUCGUUCUCGAACGGUGCCCUCCUUGGACCUGCAGCCAACCAAGACCUUGAGUGGAGGGCCUUUGAUCGAGCUGUUGUACCUGAUUUCCUUCAAGGCACCCAGUCAGGAGCAGCCCGACAACACGACUUGCAUCCUGAAAGACAAUGCUGAAGCUGCCUUGGGCUCUGGAUCGUCAAUCCUUAUGCUUACCUGGGAUGGAAAUCUCAUUGUGCCAGCUGGACAAAAGCAGUUCUUCUCGAAAGCCUUCGUCCUGAACAUCACUGGCCAAGUCACCUUUCAGGAAAAGUCCAACCUCAUCAUCGAUGGUUGGGCGAGGAUUUGGGCGAAAGGGCUGAGCAUGAGCUCAGCAUAUUUAUCGGCCAAAUACCAUCUUGUUGUUAAGCACAGCAGCUGCGGGGAGGGCUUCCGGAUUGACUCAUCGCAGCUGCAAGCGCGCCAGAUCACGCUGUCCUGUCCAAAUGGAGACAUGACGUUGACUGGACCUACCUCUUUGCAAAGUAGCAAAGGAGUGCUGCUGGCCAAGAACUUGUACUUGCAGGACCACGUGACGCAGCUGAAGAUGGACCAGCUCAACCUUGUUUCGCGAGGGACCUUGCACCUGGCUGCCAGCCCUUUGCGCAAAAGCAGCGUGCUGGUGAAAGGCAGUGAUGUGAGCUUGGGAUGGCAGGGUGGCAACUGGCUGCUCUCCCGACUGGUGGCCCAAGGCCGCGAGGUGCUCAUCGCGAAUGAUCAUCGAAUCGAGGUGCUGGGUGCCAAUACUUGCAAGAACAUCGAGUUGCCCUUCGUGGAUUUGUGUGCAAGCUUCGCGGAGGGAAUUGAUAUGGUCAAAAGCAACCCGCUGUCUGAGAAGCUUGGAACCUUGAGUGUAGACCUUGCCAUCUUGGCGUGGCAAGAGCUGAAUGUUGGACCACGUGCCCGGCUCUUGGCGGCCGCCCCGUUCCUGUGCUCGCGGGAGGUGAUGGUCUUGGAGCGGAUGGCGGUCAUUAGUAGCGAUGGCCGGGGCUGCCCGCCGGGGGAGGGAAUCCCUGGCCGAGGCGAGUCUCGAAGCUAUUACAUUCGCUGCGGAGCAGCUGGAGCAUCCAACUUCGGGCUAGGGGGCCUCGGUGCCAAAUUGGAUGAGAAGCUUGAGUUGACCGGCUGUGCGCGGCCUGGUAUCCGAAGUGAUUUUGCUUGGUCCCGUUUGCCCCUGAGGGGUGCCGCGGGUGGUGGAUGUGGGGUGCCAGCUAAAUACUGCGUUCCUGAUCCCGACCUAACAGAGCCAAACUCCGCAGGGGGUGGCCUGAUCUGGCUUUCAGCCCCAGUCAUCUCCCUGUCGGAUGGAGUGCGUAUCACAGCAUCAGGCACCGACGGUGCAUUUCAAAACUACCGGCAAUUUUGGUUGCUAGUUUCAGGCGGCGGUGCAGGAGGGCAAAUCUUAGUGAUGACUUCGCAUUUCCAGGUACUUUGUGACAAGGAAGCCUCCUCAGAAUGCGAAGCUCCAAAGCUCUCCGCCACUGGUGGGAGCGCACAGUGCAGUAGCAAGACUGCGGCCACGGGGGGUGCAGGUGGGGGAGGCUUCAUUGGCUUGCUCCGGAACAGCACAAUCAUUGAAGACAUCGCGCUAGACGUGUCAGGGGGAGGCCUGACUGCUGGCUGUGCUGAUGUCUUGCCACAACAAGGCCGUGAGAUCAUUCAGGGAGGGGCUGGCUUUGCCACAUCCCUGGUCCCUUGCCAGGAAGGCUAUUCCGGCCCCUUCUGCUCUCCGUGCCCGGUGGGUCGCUGGGGCGAUGGGCAGAAGCCUUGUGAGCCGUGCAAGAACAAGCGUGGCUUCGCCUUUUACGCUGCCGAUGCGUGGCCCAAUAGCUCUUGCCCCUAUGAAUGUGAGAUUGGGCUUCCAGAUGUGAAGAUCAACCCUGAGUGCCUCAACAACAUCGACUUUGCUAUGAGCUGCUUCGGUGGGAGACGCGGUUUUCUUGCAGUCUUAAUCUGCCCGCUGAUCAUCUUCAUCAUGGCGCGUGGUGUUUGGUGGUUGUGCCGCCAGCGCCGCAAGUCCCCUGGAGCCUUUCGCGUGGGAAGCCGGGAGUUUCAGCCAGAGCAGUUGCCAAAACACGUGUGCCGCAUUUACUGGCAAGGACAGAACUCACCUGAGCUCCCCUGGAAGAUCAGCCGUGCAGCUACCCUGAUUGCAGCGCUGCCUUCAGGCGUGGCUGAAGAAGCGAAGAAAGAGGGCUGGGAGGAGUUGGUGAUCCAGCUGCAGCAGGCAGUUCGCAUCCCUACCUGGGAGACCUACUGUUUGAAUCUUGUGUGGUUCCUGAGCUUGCCUCUCUACCAUUGCAUGGCUUUCAGACAGAGGGCCUUCCGGGCUCGGAAGGUCUCUGCCAUCUUGGCCGCUGCCGCCGACACGGGGCAUCUCUGGACAGCCAGGCGGCCGCGGCCGUCGGGGAGCCGCCUGGCCCGGGCGCAUCUUAGCUUCGGCUGCGAUGUGAAGGCCACCUCGGCCCACCUGGACGUUUUCGACCUGUCUCGGUCGCUGGUGGACUGGGCACCCUCCAGGUCGGAGCAGGUCUUCGUGGCCCAAGGAAAGGGUACCUGGGAGAUGCCCUUCGAGCUCAACGUGAGCGAUCCCUUGUUCCUGGGCUUGGCACAGACCCCGCAGCCGGUGGAGGCCCAGGCGAUCUAUUCCUUGGUUUGCACCUUCAACCUCUUCAGUCGCUUGGUGCCUUACUCCGAACUUGCAGAGUCAGAAGAUCAGAUUGACCUUCCUGCUCUCAGCUUGCUGGACCAGGAGGUCAGGCGCUGUGGUGUACGCUUGGGGCAACCCUUGGCUCAUGUGCAGGUGCUGCGCUUUUGGCCAGACGAGGCGGUCAGUGCAGAGAGCUCCCCACGCGAAGCGAGCAGCACGGUGGAUGAUGGUGCCUUCUUCAGUGAGCUGGUACAGAGGAUUCCUGCCGCAGAAACCCUUGAAGCAAAAACCAAAGUAGAAGUGGACUGGAAGUUAUGCUUGGUCUUGCACGGCAACAUCGAGAAUGGUGAACUGGUCAGAGAUGUGGAGGGCGUCCUUGCAGCUCCAGGAACUGGAUGCAAACCCAACAGAAAACUGAAAGAAGCUGUCACAGUGACGAGUCUGAGAAGGAUUUCCGCAUUUUUGCCAAGCCGGAGGUUUGAGCAACUCUGCUUUCAAGCGUUGUCUCCGUGGGUGUGCUCCAUUACAAACCCCAUUUUGGAGUUUCUCGUGUCAGUCCUUUUCUUUACCUUGAUCAUACUAGAUGCAAUGGUUUGUGCCCUGGUUGCGUACAGCCUGCGCAAUUUGUCUGGUUGUGCAACCUUCUGGAUCUGGCUGCUGCUGCCGACCCCAUUGGCCCCACCACUCUCUAUAGCAGCGGGCAUUGCAUCACUGCUCUUGCAUAAGCCGAGCCGGCUACACUCACAGCUGGCUUUGCGGAGCUCUUUCAACGUUCUGUUCGUCGCCCUGCCAGCGCUCCUCGAGGCGGAUGUGGAGGCUCCGUUGCUACCGUGCUUGUCCUUUCUCUUGAACUUGGCGGCCUCCUACGCUGCUGCAGUGUAUGCAGGGCUGGCAGAUUCUGCCAUAGACUUGGCCACCGCAGAGGACAGUGGGAAUGCUUCCUUGCGGGGGCAGGUGCCGCCGAUGAUCGAACGCUCACGCGAACCAGAGAAAUCAGAGAUCGCACUGACAGCGGCGACGGGGACAACAGAGUAUGCCGGAGCCUGGGUGCAGCUGGUUCAGCCGGUCAAGCUUUUGUGGCAAGAUUUCCGGCAUGCCCAGCUUUGUGCGGUGAUCAUCAAGAAGCUUCCAGACAGAGCCCAAGCGGCCGAGGGCAGCCCAGCACCUUUCACUUUCACGGUUCUGGCAGCUGUUCUGCCACAGGACGAUGACUCUGAAUGCGUGACGGCUGAUCCUACGGAUUUCCUCUACUGCACUGCGCUAUGCUUUGAAGAGGCUGGCCAGCUGCGAGCCUUUUGCCUGGUGUCACGCCAUCCCUUCUUGGAUGCCUUUGGCAAGUUGCUGUUGCUCUUGCGCGAUGGCAAAGAGGCUCUAGCUGGGCAGUCAGAUGAGGCACAGAAGUUGGAUAGUGGGACUUGUAUCAAUUGCAGAAGUGCUCUCUCUCUCUCUCUCUUUUAG
This is a messenger RNA of Durusdinium trenchii, 4659 nucleotides long. NCBI's taxonomy places the organism in Eukaryota, Dinophyceae, Suessiales, Symbiodiniaceae. The record is from the annotation of a GenBank genome assembly.